Messenger RNA from Lycium barbarum (goji berry), 813 nucleotides. RefSeq names its product ferredoxin, root R-B1-like. Bases 164 to 619 code for a protein of 151 amino acids. Lineage: Eukaryota; Viridiplantae; Streptophyta; Magnoliopsida; Solanales; Solanaceae. Gene Ontology annotation, cellular component: plastid. The transcript is spliced from 2 exons. Gene Ontology annotation, molecular function: 2 iron, 2 sulfur cluster binding; electron transfer activity. Gene Ontology annotation, biological process: electron transport chain. The record is from RefSeq and is a predicted model, not a curated record.
GGUUUUAGGGUGUCUUAUUAUGGCUAAUCUCCCUCAAAACUUCUUAUAUAUAUAUUUGAAGGUUGACACUUUUGACAGUGCCAACACAUUGCUUUUGCUCUCUUUGGAGUCUUAUUGAGUCUCUGCUCCUCGUUUACUCCGCCUUACUCCUCCAACAGUAGACAUGUCGACUGUCGGACUUCCUGCCACCUGUAUGGUAAAAAUUGCUCCUCGGACCCAACCAAAGAGCGGCUUUGUUAAGAGCCCAUCGUCUCUCGGGUCAGCAAGGAGAAUUUCUAAAGCCUUUGGAUUGAAAGCUAGCUCUGGCUUUAGAGUAUCAGCAUCAGCAGUCUACAAGGUCAAGUUGGUUUGUCCAGAUGGCGUUGAGCAUGAAUUCGAGGCACCUUCGGAUACUUACAUCCUUGACGCAGCUGAGAAUGCUGGAGUCGAACUCCCUUAUUCUUGCAGGGCAGGUGCGUGCUCAACAUGCGCGGGGAAGAUUGUAUCAGGGUCCGUUGAUCAAUCUGAUGGUUCUUUUUUGGAUGAUAAUCAAAUGGAAGAAGGCUAUGUGCUCACUUGUGUUUCUUACCCAACCUCAGAUUGUGUGAUUCAUACUCACAAGGAAUCUGAUCUUUACUAGAGAUUUAUCUCAUAUUAUCUGUAUGGUCGGUCUUGUUUAAGGUGAAGAAGCAGUUAGAAAAUUGCUCUGUUCUUGAGAAUGAUGUAGAGUUCAAUCAGGAACAUAUUGUGUUUCAAUGAUGUUCGUGUAAUGAAUCCUUCUUUUAAGCUCUUAUUGGUUAUAUAUAUGUUUCCCUUGGUGGAAAUUUACCUUCA